AUGUCCUGCGCAGCCGCGGCGCAGCGGCCCACGACCAGCGGGAAGAAGCGCCGCUGCGGUGUGCCGCGUGUGGCGCGAGCCUGGUCGCUGAAGGCGCCGGGCGAAGCCGACCAGCAGCAGCAGCAGCAGCAGCAGCCGGAUUGGGCCCCUCUGUCGCCCGACGGCCGGCCGUGGGCCCUACUUCGCAACCCCUCGCCCCUGCCGCUCGCGCCCUGCGCGGCCGCCGGCCUGCACCUUGAGUCCCUCCCCCUCGACGCCCCGCUCCCCAUCUGGGUCCGCCUCGCGGCGAUCGACGCCCCCGCGGCGCUCACGCUGCGCGCGCUGCGGCCGCCGGCGCUGCUCGCGCUCAACCUGGCGCGCUGCGGGGGGCGGUACAGCCUCUACACAGUCAGCGGCGAGGCCUCGGUCGAGAACGCCGCGCUGCGCGGGUUGCGCGCCGCUGGCAGCAUGCUAGCCGGCGCGAGGUGGGCGGCGGCGCCAGAUCCACGGCGGCGGCGGCAGCAGGAACAGCAGGAGCAGGAGCAGCAGCGGGGCCGGCAGGAGCAGGAGCAGGUGCGAGAGCAGGAGCAGGAGCAGGAGCAGCGGCAGCAGGAGCAGGAGCAGGAGCAGGAGCAGGAGCAGGAGCAGGAGCAGGAGCAGGAGCAGGAGCACAAGCAGCAGCUGCACCAUCAGCGUUCGGCGGCCUGGAUCCCCCUGGCUGUCAAUGCAAAGCCUCGCCCCAUCCCUGGAACCUUGGGCAGAGUGAACGGCACCACAUUCUUGAGCCUGUCCAAAGAUGUUGCCAGGAAGCUUCUGUCCAGCAGUGCGAUACCGCUGCCGGCACCGCUGCGGGUGCAGGUGCGGUUUGUGGCGUUGGAUGCUGCGGCUGAGGCCGCGCUGCGCACAGCGGCGCCGGCCGCGCCCGCGGCGAUGGCGUCACUCCGCCGCAACACGCGGGGCCAGUGCGGCGUGUCCUUUGACGAGAGCCUAAUGAGUUUGGGCCGCAUCACGGGGCCGCUGCGGGACGCGGGCUGCGAGCUGGCGGGCGCACGGUUGGCCGGCGCGGCGGAGGCCAGAACCCUGGAGUUUGGCCUGUCCUGCCCGGGUCGCGCGCCGCCAGCGGAGGACGCAGCGACGUCGGCGGGGGCCGGGCAGGCGGGCGUGGCCGGCGGCGGCCUCGCGCAGGUGCAGGGCCCAGGGGGCUUGAGGGAGGGGAUGGUCGUGGAGGAGGAGGAGGGGGAGGAGCAGCAGCAGGUGGAGGCGGCCGCGGCUCACGAUGAGGAAGGCGAGGACGCAGAGGGUGAGGUGGUCCAGGCGAGGGAGGGCUGCCGUGCAGAUGGACAGCAGGAGGGGUGCGACGGCGGCGGGCCGCAGCCGCCACGCCCCUCACAGGCCGCCGGGCCCCAGGUCGGCCCCAGCAGCGGCGCCGAGGCCGGCCGUGGGGGCCCUCGUGAGCCCGGCGGGCAGCGUUGGGACGGUGCGGCAUGGGAGCAACCAUCAGAUGGCGACAGGGGAGGCUGCGAGAUGCUCACGCCACAGUCGCCGCGGCCAGGCCAUAACUACCCAGGAGGCCUGCCAGCCGCCCUGGCGGCGGAGCGGCGGCUGUCGGCCGUACACCAGGCGCCGCCGGAGCAGGAGGCGGCAGGGUCGACGCGGCAGCGGGCGUCGCCCGGCGACGCCGGCGGCAGUGGCGGCAGGGGUGGCAGUGGUGGCAGUGGCAGCGGUGAUGGCGGUGGAGGAGGGCCCCCUGAGCUGGCGCAGAAACCAACAGGGGCGGCCAGCAGCCGGGAGCUGGUAGGGGCCGACCUUGUCGGCAGCAACGCCGAUGGCAACGGCGACGCGGGGGCGCGGCUGGUGGCGUUGGGGGUGCGCGACAUUGCGCCGCCGCUCUGGGACGAUGGCGCCCGCUGGGAGGAGGCCGCAUACGCGGCCUUUGAUGAGGUGGAGGCUGUGGCAGGGGCCCUCGGCCUGAAGGGGCAGAGGCUCUACGCCGUCUGCCGCGCGGUCGAGGCGGCGACUGCGUCUCAGGAGGGGCGGCGCCGCUUUUUGAGGAUGACCUACCGGCGGCUGUGCCGCGCGUGCCGCGACGGGGACGCGGCCACGGCUGCGCGGUGGAUGGAGGAGCUGCUGGCAGACGGUGGCGGGGCCUCUUAA
Molecule: messenger RNA, 2133 nt
Organism: Monoraphidium neglectum
Lineage: Eukaryota; Viridiplantae; Chlorophyta; Chlorophyceae; Sphaeropleales; Selenastraceae
Exons: 4
Coding region: 1-2133 (710 amino acids)
Source: RefSeq, a predicted model, not a curated record